CAAGUGUCGUAAACGUGUGGGAUGUUUUGGGCGCCGUACGUUAGGCAGGGUGUCGUACGCCCACACUGACCUGGAUGUAUCUGGACGACGGAGACUUCGGCGACCUCGUUUAAUGCCAUGGAUUACAGAGGGACGCGGCACCGUGUUUGCGCUCGUCUCCCACAAGCGAACGUGCUUCUGCUGCAGCUGUGAUGUUGCUCCGCUCCGUUGGAUUCUGUGGCGACGCGGGCAGCCUGUUUGUGCUGAGCGCCGCUAAUAACGCGGACUGAGGAGAGUCCGUCGUCUCUAAUGAUCGUCUGUGCGUUUGUGCGUUUGCUGAGCUGAAGCGGACGCCACUGGCAGUCGUGUCGUAUAAUCGCAACCAAGGGGAACAACAGUAUUUAUUUCUCUAUUGAGGAAGUGAGGCUGCGUCAAGGCAGCUGAAGUUAAAGCAGACCGGACCGGAUGUUUACAUUUCUAACCACAUUGCGCCUAUUGGGCUCGAACGUUAUAAACUGGACAGAGACGCGUUAUUAGGACGGACAAAGUGCAAGAAACGUUUUAUAGUUAUUACAGGCGCCUCGUGUGUUCAUUAUGACUGUGGUGCGCCCCGGCGUGGAAAAGUCACCCGAUAGUUUUAUUUUGUAACCCGCGGGCGGAAGUGGAGUGUGGCAGUGCUGGUGGCGCGCUUGGUAGGAAGUGGGAUGUGGUUAGGACGUGUUAAUGCUGCCGUUCAAGAUAUGAAAAUCAUUGAAUCAGCGUUGCCCGUGGAGCGCAGCUUCGCCGCCGGACACAGCGACCGCACUGUUGCUGUCCGUCACCGCGCCUGCCGUCGGAGGCCGAGAACAGUCGAGCGAACCGAGGCGGCCGCGCCGGUUUCGUCUGGACCGGACCACUUCUAUGAAGGCUUCCCAACCUCACGCCCAAACAGUUUGCUGGGUCCGCGUGCGGGGCUGUGUUCCGUGCUUACGUAAUAGCAGCAUGUGAAUCGACACAACCACGUCCAAAUUUUAUUAUCCUUUUUAGUUUUUUCCCCACGGACACAGACUUUGAUUCAUGUCAUCGUGUUUUUAAUUUGACAAAUGUCAACAACGCGGCACCGGGUGAUGAUGGAGUCCUCGCUCGCGCUCGGUCGACUGGAGCUGGCCCCCGGCUCGGCGCCCGCCUCGGCUCUGGGGGUGAACCUGGGGCCCCUGGUCAAAGACACGUGCUGCCAGCGGCCCGCGGGGCCCCAGGGCCAGGGGCAUCUGAACGGCUGCGUCCCGCUGUCGCACCAAGUGGCGGGUCACAAGUACGGGGUGGACAAAGUGGGUAUUUUCCAGCAUCCAGAUGGAACCGUCCUGAAGCAGCUUCAACCUCCCCCACGAGGUCCACGGGAGCUGCAGUUUUACAGCAUGGUGUACACAGAGGACUGCUGUGAUCCAUGCCUGCUGGAACUCCGCAACCACCUUCCAAAGUACUUCGGCACCUGGUCGCCCCCUGACAGCCCCAGUGACCUCUACCUGAAGCUGGAGGACGUGACCCGCCGCUUUCACAAGCCGUGCAUCAUGGACGUGAAGCUGGGCCAGCGGAGCUACGACCCGUUCGCCUCGCACGAGAAACGGGAACAGCAGAUAAGAAAGUACCCGCUGAUGGAGGAGAUCGGCUUCCUGGUGCUCGGCAUGAGGGUGUAUAAGGAAUGCAAUGACAGCUUUGACUCCUAUGACCAACACUACGGAAGAGGCCUUGUUAAGGACACUAUUAAAGAUGGCCUGGCCACAUUCUUCCAUAACGGCGUUCGUCUGAGGAGGGACGCGGUGUCCGCCAGCAUCUGCAGGGUUCAGCAGAUCCUCCACUGGUUCGAAUCUCAGCGCCAGCUCACCUUCUACGCCAGCUCCCUUCUCUUCGUCUACGAGGGCCUCCCCUGCUCCUCCUCCUCCUCGCCUCCGCUGUCAUCCAUCAACCCAGCCGUGUUGUCGAGCGUGGACGGCGUCCGUGAGGGCGGCGAGGCGAAGGCGAGGCAGGAAGGAGGCGGCGACGAAGAGGGAGUGGCCGAGUACAACAACAACAACAUUCAGGCGGCGCUGCCUCUGGACUACAGCAUUUACACCAACAUCAGGAAAGCUACGCAUCACCUGGGCGCCAAGGGUCGUCUCCAUGGCAACGGGGGCGCGGGCGAAGGCGCGGCGACCACGGUUGUCUCCGUCUGCGGAGGCAACAACCCAGCGGCGUGCGAGGAGGACAACUCCGCGUGGAAACGAACAGGCGAGUCGUGGCAGCCGCCGAACGGCAACGGCAACAAAUCCCAACUGGAAGCUCGGGAAGACGCUGGAGAGAGGGCGGACGGCGGCACGGGCGGGGAGGAGGCGGAGCCGAAGGGCCGGGGCGGCGAGCUGACGGCGGAGGUGGAGGUCAGGAUGAUUGACUUCGCCCACGUCUUCCCCAGCGAGAGCCACGACAGCGGCUACAUCUACGGCCUCAAGCACCUGCUGACGGUGCUCGAGCAGAUCCUCCGCGACGCCGCCUGAGGCCCUGAGUCUCAUCCCUGUCAGGAGACAGGGGUGAAUAAGAAAGAAACGCAACCAUCAUCGUCAUCAUCUUCAUCUCACCCAUUCUUUUGCCACGUGAGUGCUUCUGCCUCUGUUGUGGAGGCUGACGUCUGUUUUCCCUGUGAUCAGCAGCAUAUGCACUCAUCAGUUUAUGAAGACACUGGGCCCAGCUCUGACUCUUCCCUGACAGUAAACCUGUAACUAAGCGUAGUCAUUAGGACGAUACACCGUAUACUGUGAGUGCAGCAGAGGACCAUCUCCAUUGAAUCACAGGAGGAUUUGUGAACUGCGCUUUGAAUGGCUGAAAUCCUCCCUUCAAUGGCUGAGAGGGUCUCACUCGUUCAUCGGGGGUUCACUUCACCUGAGGUGGAUUCUGAUUUGGCCCGUUCCACGUCACCUCAAGUGUCCCGUUAAACACAGAGUGAACCUGAAACUUCAGAGUAGCUCAGGGUUGCGAGCAUCAGGUAAAACUAGUCUUCAGAUCGUCGUCCUUUAAACUUUAUGCUUCAGUUCCAACCACUGUUUUGCUGCCUGACAUUUAACGUAGUCUACAUCUCACGGUCGACCUGAUCCACAUCUGUUCUCUAGCCGUGUUUUUGACCUCUUGACCUCGCGUCGACCUUAAACACAUCGUGGCUAUUUUACCAGUUGUACGUGUUCGGUUCAGGUCCCCUCUUCGUUCUGAAGCCUGUGCUCUUUGCUGUGGGUCCUGAUCAUGUGAUGUGACCCCCCCCCCCCCCCUCGUUACCACUCCUCUUAUACAGCAGAUGUCAUGGUGUUUUAAAACGUCGAACAAAAUGUCAUUGUGUGCGACUGUAGCGCCACUGCUCCCGCGUUCUUUUGUGAUUGUCAGUGAUUCUAACCUAGUGAUUCCUAACUGGGCAAUAAUUGGAACCCCCCCCUCAUCCUUUGUCGUCUCUACAGAAGCGGUUUGGGUACGUUUUUAAGGUUUGACACAAGCACAACGCUACAUGACACUUUGAGUUGCGAUCGGUCAACAUUAAUCUAAGAUUGUAGGUAAGAACCAGAUAUUUGAAGGAUGCUGCUCUUUGGCCCGGUGCCAGGUUGUGGAGACUGGACUAUGACUCCCUCCUCUCCCGUGCGUGUACGUGUGCGAUGGAUGAUUUAAACCCACGUUAUCCGGCAUCGCCCCUCGCGCUUUCUCUCGUCGUCUUGUGACGCUCUCGGAUUGUUUGCGGAUUUUGCGAAUGUACCUUUUGUGAAGCUGAGGCUUUUGAAUCCCGAGUUUGACGAGUUCACUCGUGAGGAGGCGACUCCCCGAUUGUACGCCGUCUGGUUUCCGCUCCCAUGAUUCAUCAUUUCAACAGCCGCUUUCAUUCCACAGCUCAGAAUCGACCGAGCUGAUGAAUAUGCGCCGCUAAAGCACAGUAGAAACUGAAAGCGGUUUCCAGUGCGGCUUUUACUCCAUCAGACGUGUAGCGUAAACGCAGUCAUCAUCUCAGUUUGUGCUACUUUUGUUUCUGUAUACGUUGGAACCUACUUUCCAGUGUGAGGACAGCCAGUGAAAUGUCGUUCUGUCUGUACGUUUCUUAGCUGCGGCCUGUUUUCACUUCAUCACCGAUAAGCAUCUGCUUCUGAGAUUUACUGGCGCAUUCUUCGCUCUCUACAAGCCUCAAAACACUCCUCGACUUUUACUAACAACAUGCACACGGCUCUUGAGUUUAUGUAGCUGGUUAAUACUGUAUGAAUUUGAUGGGCGGUAUGAAAACGAGUAAUUUAACUUAAAUUUUAUGUUUUAUGAUUUAGAUCAGAUAUAUUCAAUGUGUUAUGUUUGAACUAAUCAAUGUGAAGGUUCAGGAGCCUUUUAAAGAAUGUUUACAGAAGUUUGACAGGUUUUUUUAUGUCCACUUUGUUUUCUGUUUGUCUUUAUUUUUAAAAUUGAUUACUGAUCAUUCUGUUAUUAUUGUGAAUCUCGGUGUAUGUAUCCUGUUGUAUCAUUACUAACAUAUCAUCUUCCAGGCAGCCUGUGAUCUGAGCUCCCUUUAGUCCAAAUUAAAGCAUCAAACAUUACACAGUGUUACUGGAGCAUUCAGUUGGGGUGUAGGUGGGCAGGUGUUCUACGCGUCAGUCCAGUUGGUGUCUUCCUGCAGCGACACUCAGCAGUUUCCAACCGCCAGCUUAUCUGACUUCAACAUUUGAAUAAUUUAAAGUAAGAAACUAAAAACAGUUAUGCAAAAUGUGGGUGUUGUAUGUUUGGAAAGUGGAGCUGAUGUUUCCGCAGAGCCAGCGAAGAGUGAGAGUUUGGAUCUGCCCACCUCACCUGCCUCAGAAUGUUGCAGUGUAAUUCCUGGACUCAGCUCAGCCCGUACAGGAAAACGGUACUACACGUCAUUCUGUGCGUUGAACAUUACAACAGUCCAACCAUUUCAGAGCAAACUGCACAUUAGUUAUGUAAUGUAUCAAAUCAAUUUUUCUUUGUCAGGUGUCAUGUUCCUACAUUGAAUUUGAUCUAACAUCCUGCAGAAAGCUGCUCAGUUUAAUGUCUAAAACCUCUAAGAUGCUUUGAACUGGUUUCCUGUAAUGAACAUAACUGGCUCAGUUAAGGGUCUUCUCAGUCAGAAUCACUUCUCACCCUCUUCAUGCUGCAUCUAUGUCAUGUUGGAAGAAUCGUAUCUUUGCCUACAUUUUUCCCAGAUGUUUACUAAGCUAAGCUGCACUUAAAGCUUUCAUACAGGCUUUUACUGUGGUCACAAGGAAAGAAGGUGUUUGAACGAUUUAGGAUGUUGUGACUGUGAUAUCCUCCAGCCUUUUGUUUCUACAUGAUGGCUUCACAGAUGGUUUGAGUGACUGGGGACACUAGUGUGUUUUAAGGAUGGAGAGCGUGGCCAGAGCAGUUCGGCUUCACUGCCACUGAACUGGGGCCCGGUUGAACCUGUAGAGCCCAAACUGAGCUCUUUUGAAUUUUGAUAUAAUGCAUUUAACAUGUCUUCUAAAUUAACCUGAAACAGAAGAAAAUCUAAUAAUCACUGUACAUACAGAGAGGAACUCAAACAGCUAAAGUCCACCCACAGCUACAGACCUGAUGAUCAUUAUUUUUCAACAAUAAAACUAUUGAAUUGUG
Molecule: messenger RNA, 5589 nt
Organism: Betta splendens (Siamese fighting fish)
Lineage: Eukaryota; Metazoa; Chordata; Actinopteri; Anabantiformes; Osphronemidae
Gene: ipmkb
Product: inositol polyphosphate multikinase b
Exons: 6
Coding region: 1062-2486 (474 amino acids)
Biological process (GO): inositol phosphate biosynthetic process
Cellular component (GO): cytoplasm; nucleus
Molecular function (GO): inositol-1,4,5-trisphosphate 3-kinase activity; inositol tetrakisphosphate kinase activity
Source: RefSeq, a predicted model, not a curated record